Molecule: messenger RNA, 330 nt
Organism: Coffea arabica (coffee)
Lineage: Eukaryota; Viridiplantae; Streptophyta; Magnoliopsida; Gentianales; Rubiaceae
Source: RefSeq, a predicted model, not a curated record
AUGAAUUUAGAGGAAGCCGGUGCCCAACGAAAGUUGGAUUUGCAAGAAUUAGAAGAGAUCCGGAACGAGGCUUACGAAAAUGCACUAAUUUAUAAGGAGAGAAGCCGGAUAUUUCAUGAUCAACAAAUUUCAAGAAAAUCCUUUGAAGUUGGUCAGAAGGUCCUACUAUACCAAUCCAGGCUCAAGCUAUUCCCAGUUGAAAUCCGGAGCGCUAAAACAGACAACAAAUUUGUGGUGAAUGGACACCGUCUCAAGCAUUACUACGAAGGAUUUUCAGGUGAAAAGGUGGAGACAAUAAGUCUAGACGCGCCACCGUGUCCUAAUCAGUGA